AUGGCUCCUCGUUCUCCCUCCUUCCUCCUCCUCCUCUUCUUCUUCCUUUCUUCCUCCACCAUUCUCCAUGUCCACCCCCAACAACCCUACGAGGGCCUCGCCACGACAGACUGCGAAAACCCGCACAAUUCGACCUCCCUCCUCGGCUACUUCUGCGCUCCUCGCUCCCCAUCUUGCUCCACCUACCUCACCUUCCGCGCCCUCCCCCCCUACGACUCCGUCGCCGCCGUCUCAUCCCUCCUUGCCGCCAACCCCUCCCUCCUCUCCCAAUCCAAUUCCCUCCCCAGCGCCUCCUCCGCGUUCCCCAUUGGCGCCAAACUCUCCGUCCCUGUCGCCUGCUCCUGCUCCGACGGCUACUACCAGUCCGACGCGCCUUACACCGUGAAAGGCGGCGACACCGCUUUCUUGAUUGCCAACAACACUUUUCAGGCGCUGUCGACGUGCCAGGCCAUUACAGCUCGAAAUCUAAACAACAUUUCCUCCACCGGGUUCGUGUUAUCCGGAGCGAAUAUCACCGUCCCGCUGCGAUGCGCUUGCCCUUCCAGCAAUCAGACCCGCAAUGGCGUGAAGUAUUUGAUGAGUUAUUUGGUCGAUCCCGGCGAUACCAUUUACAUCAUCAGCCGAAUGUUUGGGGUGCAGCAGCAGAGCAUCUUGGAUGCUAAUGCGUUGUCGAAUUCUAAUAAUAUCUAUCCCUUCACCACUCUCCUCAUUCCUCUCAGUAAUCCGCCCAACGCGUCUCAGCUCAUAAGCGCUUCACCGCCCCCGCCGCCCCUGACCGCUGCGUCUCCCCCCACGCACAAGAGCUCGAAGCGCGGUUGGAUUUUUGCAGUGGCUGGAGUUGCAGCAGCUGCUCUUGUUGUAGCAGCAGCUGCACCACUGGUUCUUGCUAUUCUGAAGGCCAGCAAGAAGAGAACUUACGGAGGUAUCCGCGCAGACGAAUCCAAGAUCAAUUACAAAGACGAUCGGGGAAGUACGCCGCCAGCGAUCGUAACUGCGGACAACGCUGAUUCGUCCAGCGACAUUCGAUCCCGCAUUUCCGGCAUCAGGCCUUCUCUUAAGAUCUACAAGUUCAGAGAUCUGAAGACCGCCACGGAGAACUUCAGCUCGGAGCGCCAGAUCGACGGGGGGUCGUCGUAUCGUGCCGUGCUCGACGGGGAGGCCGUCGCCGUCCGAAAGGUGGACGGAGACGUGACUGCGCAGAUCAGCGUACUCAAACAGAUCAGUCACUUCAACUUGAACAAGCUUCAUGGCCUGUGCUUCAACAAAGGCUACUGGUACCUUGUGCAUGAACAGGCCCAAAACGGGCGUCUGAGCAAAUGGCUAUUCAAAUCAAGUGAUGGUUUCUCUGCGGCCCUGAACUGGCGCCGACGAGUGCUCGUGGCUUUAGAUGUCGCCGAGGGGCUCCACUACCUGCACAGCUUCUGUAAACCCGCGUACGUGCACAUGGAUAUCUGCUGCACUAACAUUCUUCUGGACUCGAAUUUUCGCGCUAAGAUUUCGAAUUUCAGCCGCGCAAGACCAGCGCAAGAGGAGGAAGGAGAUUUCGCGCUGACGACGCACAUCGUGGGGAAGAGCAGUCACAUGGCCCCAGAGUACAUUGAGCACGGAUUGGUAUCCCCCAAAAUCGAUGUUUACGCAUUUGGCGUUGUUCUAAUGGAGAUGAUCACGGGGAGGGAGGCUUCUGAAGUAGGAAGGGAUGCUGUAACUGAACUGCUCAGAGGAGGAGAAACCGUCGCGGGGGAGGAGAUAAAGGGAUUCAUAGAUCAAUCACUGGAAUGGAAUUAUACUGUGGAUUCAGCGAUGUUUAUGGUUGAAUUGAUUGAGAAAUGCUUACGGCGGGACGCGCGGAGUAGGCCGAGUAUGGGAGAAGUUGCUCAGUCUCUGUCGAAAGUAUCUGCAAUGUUAGAGAGCUGGAACAGCUCGUCAGAUUCUCAAAGCUUCAGCAGUGGGAGGGAAUCGCUUGCGAGGUGAAUCCUGUGACGUGCGAAAUUAAAUGUACCAAAAAUUGUAUUCUUUUGUAUCGUGUAAUCAAAAACGGAUAAACUGAU
This is a messenger RNA of Ananas comosus (pineapple), 2048 nucleotides long. Its product is annotated as lysM domain receptor-like kinase 4. The transcript has a single exon. Gene Ontology annotation, molecular function: ATP binding; protein kinase activity. Gene Ontology annotation, biological process: protein phosphorylation. Lineage: Eukaryota; Viridiplantae; Streptophyta; Magnoliopsida; Poales; Bromeliaceae. The record is from RefSeq and is a predicted model, not a curated record. Bases 1 to 1971 code for a protein of 656 amino acids.